Messenger RNA from Myotis myotis, 2024 nucleotides. It is a transcript of the gene ENDOG, whose product is annotated as endonuclease G. The transcript has 3 exons. Gene Ontology annotation, molecular function: nucleic acid binding; single-stranded DNA endonuclease activity; metal ion binding. Bases 1052 to 1960 code for a protein of 302 amino acids. The record is from RefSeq and is a predicted model, not a curated record. Gene Ontology annotation, biological process: apoptotic DNA fragmentation. NCBI's taxonomy places the organism in Eukaryota, Metazoa, Chordata, Mammalia, Chiroptera, Vespertilionidae. Gene Ontology annotation, cellular component: mitochondrial inner membrane; nucleus.
UCAGCCGGGCAAUUUAUGAACCUGAAACAUACCUAGUCCCUGUCCAUUUUAGAGUCCAAUGCAUACAAUCCUUGCUUUCCUUCCCUUGCCCCUCAAGGGCCUUUGCCAGUAUCUCAUGCCCCAAAUCCCCUGAAAUGCAUAAUUGUCUUGAUACAUAGUUUUGUGUAUUGUCAGCCCCCACAUGGUAGGUGUUGAGCAAGUUGCUGUAUGACUUAAAUUUUUAUAGGCUACAUACUACUCUUUCUAAUACGCUAACAACGUUGGAAAUCCAGUCUAUUUCUGAACAUUUAUAACACUGCGAGGAAGUUUCUGUUGAAAUCCUUGCGUUCCCGGUUUAUUUUCCCAGCGCAGUCCUCUAAGUGGGUUUAAAGGUGAACACCUUUUGAAGGCUUUUCAUACAUACUGCCAAGCUGCUUUCUGGCAUUGCGCCCGUUUCUAUUCCAAACAGCAGUUAGGAUGGGCCGCCUGCAUCCUUGUUCUCUGGGUGUUAAGAAAACCUUGGCCUUAGAACUUUUGGUUUGUGGUGCAGUUGUUAGGACGGACUCCGCUGCCUUGUCCUUGUUCGGCCACUAGGAGCUCCUCUGUAGACUCUUCUGGGGUAAAUGUGAUGGAAGCACUUUGGACUAUGGACUGGUACUGGCUCCGGGCGCUCACACAGCAGGAGCUCUCUGCGCAGGCGCGCGGGGGGGGGGCGGGGUUCCUCGCUGGAGACCCGAGGAGGCGGAGCGGCGUGGAGCGGUGGCCAAUCACAAACCAAAGCGCCGGUGCCGCGCCCCUCAGGUCCGCAUCUUAAAGGACAAGGAACCAUGACUUCCAAUCACGAGUGGUCUCCCUUCAUUAGUCUUACUCCCUUCGUUAGAGUCCUAAGCCCUUCCGAGCCUUAGAGCGUGGAAGGGACGGACAUGGCGCCCACUCAAGCCCCCACCCGGCCCCAUCCCCACAGGCCGACGCGGCCCCUUUAAGAGUCUCGCUGGCCCGAACACCUCGAGGUCGCGGCGUUUCCCGGCGCCUCGGGCCGCCCUCCAUUGGCGCUGCGGACGCACUCCCGGCCAUGCGGGCGCUGCGGGCUGCCCUGACCCUGGCGCUGGGCGCCGGCCUGGGCGCGGCGGCCGAGGGCUGGCGGCGGCGGCGGGCAGAUGCGCGGCCGGCGCCGGGGCUGCUGGGCCGGCUGCCAGUGCUGCCCGUGGCGGCGGCGGCCGAGCUGCCCGUCGUGCCCGCCGGACCCGGGGCCCUGGCGGGCGGCGGCCCCGGCGAGCUGGCCAAGUACGGGCUGCCCGGGCUGGCGCAGCUCAAGAGCCGCGAGUCGUACGUGCUGUGCUACGACCCGCGCACCCGCUGCGCGCUCUGGGUGGUGGAGCAGCUGCGGCCCGAGCGCCUCCGCGGCGACGGCGACCGCCGCUCGUGCGACUUCCGCGAGGACGAGUCGGUGCACGCGUACCACCGCGCCACCAACGCCGACUACCGCGGCAGCGGCUUCGACCGCGGCCACCUGGCCGCCGCCGCCAACCACCGCUGGAGCCAGAAAGCCAUGGACGACACCUUCUACCUGAGCAACAUCGCGCCCCAGGUGCCCCACCUCAACCAGAAUGCCUGGAACAACCUGGAGAAGUACAGCCGGAGCUUGACCCGCACCUACCAAAACGUCUAUGUCUGCACAGGGCCGCUCUUCCUGCCCAAGACAGAGGCUGAUGGGAAAUCCUAUGUGAAGUACCAGGUCAUCGGCAAGAACCAUGUGGCAGUGCCCACCCACUUCUUCAAGGUGCUGAUCCUGGAGGCAGCAGGCGGGCAAAUCGAACUUCGCUCCUAUGUGAUGCCCAAUGCGCCCGUGGACGAGGCAAUCCCGCUGGAGCGCUUCCUGGUGCCCAUCGAGAGCAUCGAGCGGGCCUCGGGGCUGCUCUUUGUGCCGAAUAUCCUGGCAAGGGCAGGCAGCCUCAAGGCCAUCACCGCCGGCAGCAAGUGAGGGCAGCAGCCCAGCCAGACUGAGGGUGUGUGGCUGGGUCGCAUUAAAGAUGGUUAUUUUUGGA